Molecule: messenger RNA, 1133 nt
Organism: Zea mays
Lineage: Eukaryota; Viridiplantae; Streptophyta; Magnoliopsida; Poales; Poaceae
Exons: 2
Coding region: 177-935 (252 amino acids)
Biological process (GO): plant-type cell wall organization
Cellular component (GO): extracellular region
Source: RefSeq, marked validated
GCCAUUGAUGAUGAUGAUUGCCUGAUUGGCGCUUGCAAGUGCCAUGAAGAACGGGCACGUACCGGUAGUCCAGCAGCCAGCACUAUAUAUACGGGUCCUAGCUUAGGUGACCCUACCUCAGCACAGCAAGUGUAGUCUCUCGGUUGUGUGCGAGCAGUGACACGGCUGACGACGACAUGGCGAAGCUGCACCUGCUGGCCCUGUGCGCCUUCUUCUUCCUCCUAGGAGGGUCAGUGGCGGCAGCUCAGUGGACACCCGCCUUCGCCACGUUCUACGGCGGCAGCGACGCGUCGGGUACCAUGGGCGGCGCGUGCGGGUACGGCAACCUGUACGACGCCGGGUACGGCACGCGCUCGACGGCGCUGAGCACGGCGCUGUUCAACAACGGCGCCAUGUGCGGCGCGUGCUUCGCCAUCGCCUGCGACGCGGGGCGGUCCCAGUGGUGCAAGCCGGGCGCCGCCUCCGUCACGGUCACGGCCACCAACCUGUGCCCGCCCAACUGGGCGCUCCCGGGCGACGCCGGCGGCUGGUGCAACCCGCCGCGCCGCCACUUCGACAUGUCGCAGCCGGCGUGGGAGGCCAUCGCCGUGUACCGCGCCGGGAUCGUGCCCGUCAACUACCGCCGCGUCCCGUGCCGCAGGGCCGGCGGCGUCAGGUUCACCGUCCAGGGGCGCAGCUACUUCGAGCUGGUCACCGUCGCCAACGUGGGCGGCAGCGGCGUGGUGGCGCAGGCGUGGGUCAAGGGCUCCGCCACGGGAUGGAUGGCCAUGAGCCGCAACUGGGGCGCCAACUGGCAGAGCAACGCCUACCUCAACGGCCAGGGCCUCUCGUUCCGCCUCAGGGCCGACGACGGCCGCGUCGUCACGGCGUAUAACGUCGCGCCCGCCGGCUGGUGGUUCGGCGCCACCUACACAUCCAAUGUCCAGUUCUAUUGACCGCCGGCCUGUUGCCGAGAAUGGCGCGCGUUCCAUCGACAUCUCUAAUUCUCUACGCUACUAUGCUAGUGGUUUUCAAUUUCUUGCAUGUGUCUCUCUUUUCUCUCUCUUUCUCUUUGACAAUUUGUUCUGCUCUUUACCAGUUCACAAGUUGUUAUUUGGUAGAGACGACGUGGCUUAGGAUCAAAAGCCGCCCAC